Molecule: messenger RNA, 1943 nt
Organism: Ipomoea nil (Japanese morning glory)
Lineage: Eukaryota; Viridiplantae; Streptophyta; Magnoliopsida; Solanales; Convolvulaceae
Product: L-ascorbate oxidase homolog
Exons: 1
Coding region: 84-1742 (552 amino acids)
Molecular function (GO): oxidoreductase activity; copper ion binding
Source: RefSeq, a predicted model, not a curated record
GAAAAAUAAAAAAUACCCCCUCUAUCUCUUCAAAAAAAUAAAAAAAAAUAAAAAAAUAAAAAAAAAUUAACUCCGGGGUAGCCAUGGAUGGAGCUAGCACAAUCUUGGUGGUGUUUCUAUUCUGUCUCUCCGGCGUGGGAGCGGAAGACCCCUAUUUAUAUCACACUUGGAAGGUGACCUAUGGCACCAUUUCCCCCAUGGGUGUCCCUCAACAGGGCAUCCUCAUCAACGGCAAAUUCCCAGGUCCUACGAUCAAUGGCACGUCCAACAACAACGUUGUUGUUAAUGUUUUCAACGAGAUAGACGAGCCGUUGCUCCUUACUUGGGGUGGCAUCCAGCAACGCAAGAAUUCUUGGAUUGAUGGCACUCUGGGGACCAUGUGCCCUAUCAUGCCUGGCACCAAUUUUACUUAUAAGUUCCAGGUGAAAGACCAGAUCGGAAGUUACUUUUAUUUCCCAACCACCGGUAUGCAACGUGCCGCGGGUGGAUACGGUCCCAUCAAUGUCCACAGCCGAGAACUCAUCCCCGUCCCGUUCGACUGGCCGACCGAUGAGUUCAAUGUUUUCUUGAGUGAUUGGUAUAACAAAGGGCAUAAGACAUUGAAGAAGAUUCUUGAUAGCGGUCGGAGUAUUACUAGACCUGAUGGGUUAGUUAUCAACGGGAAGCACGGGAAGGUGGGAGACAAACUCGACCCACUUUUCAAAAUGGAACCCGGUAAGACUUAUAGGUACAGGGUUUGCAAUGCGGGGCUGAGGACUUCGGUGAAUUUCAGGUUUCAAGGACAUAAUAUGAUAGUGGUUGAGGUGGAGGGGUCACAUACUGUCCAAAACGACUAUAAAUCCCUUGACCUCCAUGUCGGCCAGUGCCUCUCGGUUCUUGUAACGGCUAGCAAGGAGGCUAAGGACUACUACUUAGUCGCCUCCAGCAGAUUCUUCAAGCAAGAAUUCACCACCGUAGCUAUUAUCCGCAUCGGCAACGGGGGUCCCGCGACCCCGGAGCUUCCACCACCCCCGCCGGCCCACAAAGAGGGUAUCGCCUGGUCUAUCAACCAGUUCCGCUCCUUCAGGUGGAACCUCACCGCUAGCGCCGCCCGCCCCAACCCGCAAGGCUCCUACCACUACGGCCAAAUCAACAUCACCCGCACCCUCAAACUCGUCAGCUCCCAGGUCAAAGACGGCGGAAAGCUCCGAUACGCAAUCAAUGGCGUCUCCCACACCGACCCCGACACCCCAUUGAAGCUCGCCGAGUACUUCGAAAUGCCCGGGAGGUUAUUCAAGUACGACAUCAUGAAGGACAACCCUCCCGACAAUCUCGAAAAAGUGACCGUAGCCCCCAACGUCGUCAACGCCACGUUUCGCAACUUCGUCGAGAUCAUAUUCGAAAACCACGAAAAAACCAUCCAAACCUACCACCUCGACGGCUACUCCUUCUUCGCGGUGGGAAUCGAGCCGGGAAAAUGGAGCCCAGCGAAGAGAAAGAAUUACAACUUAGUCGACGCUAUAAGCCGGCACACCGUCCAAGUCUACCCCAACUGCUGGGCGGCCAUCAUGACCACUCUGGAUAACGCCGGAAUGUGGAACCUGAGAUCGGAAAUGUGGGCAAGGGCAUACUUGGGACAACAAUUCUAUUUCUCCGUUCUUUCUCCGGAACGCUCGCUGAGAGACGAGUACGAUCUCCCGGAGAAACAAGCGUUGUGUGGCAUAGUCAAGGGCGCCAAAAAGCCACCUCCUUACACCAUGUAAGGUGUACUGUAUAGUAUGUUGAUUAAUUCAAGAAAAUGUAUUGUAUAGAGAGGGGUGGAUAGAUGGAAUAUAAUACUAGAGCGCAGCAUGACUCUAAAUGGGAGUUAUUAAAUGAAGAAAAAAAAAAGCAUAUGUAUAUGGUUUCCUUAAUAUGGAUCUUGCUUGACUUGAUCAUCAUAAUAAUAUUAAUAUAAUUCAUUC